Molecule: messenger RNA, 2182 nt
Organism: Penaeus vannamei (Pacific white shrimp)
Lineage: Eukaryota; Metazoa; Arthropoda; Malacostraca; Decapoda; Penaeidae
Source: RefSeq, a predicted model, not a curated record
AAGAACGAUCUACGUCUUGCUCUCCAGGCUCUAUAGAAUACGCGCUAAGACUCAAUGAGAAGUAUGAUCAACCCAAACUAGCUCGAUAAGACCCCUUGCUAGACAUGCCGGCAUCUCCUCCACUGACUUCCAUACUAAAUCGCUGCAGCCACCGGGCCAGUAGGCGCGCAGGCAAAUCCAGCAAAUUUCCAAUAGGAACCUGACGAACCAGAGAACAACAUUCCUGACGAAUGGUGGAACUACAUAUGGUCACCCCGGUUCCUCCAGAUGAAGAACAGUAGCAAUCCUGAAGUUAAAAAAUAUGCUUAUCGGCUAGCUAAAAGUGAUGGAAGCUUUGAUACACUCUUAGGAAUGGGAUGUAUGGUGUUGCUUGAAAAGUCAAGCCUAAAUGUAUUGGAAGAACUUCUGAAGGGUUACCCAGAAGACUUUUCUCAGAACCUCGGAGAUCUCCUGAUAGAGGCAUUCAGGAUUAUUUUGGACUUUUGGAGAGGAUCAGAAUUACAGAUAGGCAUUGACUAUGACGAGGUUUGCGAGUAUGACAUGAUGGCAGUUUUCGAACAUAUCCUGACACAAGUUCCAAUAUAUUACCAAAAUGGAGGAAACUCUGUCACUAAUGAGGAAUUCUUACACGAAUUAUGGAUUUUAGGAACAGAUGUGGUUGUGCCUGAUGAGACAAGAAUUAAGGCCCUUGAACUGGCAGAAAAGUAUUUAACUUUUGAUAAGAGGGUGAAGGAAAUGCUGGAGACCUUGCGUCGUGGAGAAGUGGUUUCUUCAGAAUGAAGAGCAAAAAAUACAAUUUUAGUGAAAUGUUAGUAGAAUCUAAUAUGUAACUUGUUUCAUUGUAGACAUAUAUAUAAUAAUGAGAAUAAUUUUAUUUAGGGUUUGAAUUAUGGCUGUCUGUUUACUUUUACUUUUAAAUUAGCCCCUGUAUAUAAAGAGUGGCCAGGGUUACCAUCCACUGGCAGUGUGGGAUUUGAAUGCAGGUCGGCAAGAUUGAUAGAACGCUACCAUUGCAGUACACAACACAUAAUAUAUACAUAUAUGUGUUUUUGGGCUUAGUAUCUUUUGUAGGCAAUACAGACCUAGUAAAAAUGUUAAGAUAUUUCACCUGUAACUUCUUAUGAGUAUAUAGUACACUAAGCUGUCUUGUGCAUGAGUUCUUCAAGUAGAACUUUUCCAUAAUGUGGUAGCAGUUCCAUGAUAAAAAAAUCAGAGGUGUUCCAUCUAUAGAUCUUGGUGCCUCGAUGAAUGAUCACUAUACUUGUGCAACAACAGGCCAAAGAUGAUAGAUUUACUUUCUUUUUCUUUGCCUUUCAGCACCACUGAAACUUUUAACUUGUAUUCACGAGAUAUAUAUUAGGAGUUCACUGUGACCAUACUUUUAAAACUAUGAAUAAGUAUGAUUACCACAAGAAAAAAUGUAAUUAACAUUUUGAUAGUCACAUUUUCAUCAGGAUUUUGUGACUGAUAGCUUGAAUAUCAUUGUUGAUCAUUAAUCUUACCUUAUUGGUUUGGACUCUGAAGAGGGACGAAUGAAGAUUUACCAUAAGACUUCAAGAUGUUAUCCAGUUGAUGUCAUUCCCUAAAUAAUUGUAAUACCUGUGUAAGCUGUGAUAUAUUUAGUGGCAUUUAUAUAUUGGACCUCAAUUAUCCAGUGGAUGUCAUUCCCUAUAUAAUAGUUAUAUUUGUGUAAGCAGUGAUAUAUUUAAUAGCACAUAUAGAAUAUGUCACUAGGCCAGCUUUAAAAGAUAAAAUCUGUUUAGACACUCCUGUGAAUGUAGGCUUAGGGAAGUUUUUUGAGUACUUAAGAUGUCCUUGAAGUAAGUAUAAUGAGGAAGGAGUUGGUACCAUGAUUUAGAGUUUCUAUUUCUACUGAUAUGGUAAAUAUAUUUAGCUUUAUGCACUUUUAGUCAUGACAUUUUAUUGAUUUAGGCAGUAUAUCAGAAAAAGCAUCUUGGCAGUACUUUUCUCUUAAACUUCAUCUGAUGGGGAAAAUGUCAUCAUUAUGUGAAUGAAGUGCGCAUUUUUGUAUGAGUUGUGUUGAAGUUUACUUAAUAUUUAUAUAUUUAGAGUUACAGUCAUUUAUUUCAUGUGAAGUUGUUAUGUACUUUCUUGGUGGAAGAAUAGGCAAAGCAUAAGAACAUUUUAAUAAUUUCUUAAAUAAAGGAAAGGCAAAGUAUAA